Melampsora larici-populina 98AG31 is the source of this 1419-nucleotide messenger RNA. RefSeq lists its product as uncharacterized. The transcript is spliced from 2 exons. Lineage: Eukaryota; Fungi; Basidiomycota; Pucciniomycetes; Pucciniales; Melampsoraceae. The record is from RefSeq and is a predicted model, not a curated record. The coding region runs from base 1 to 1419 and encodes 472 amino acids.
AUGAAAGGGACGGCAGUCAAAUUAUUGAGAAAAGAACAGGACACGAAUCAUGAUCAAUUCAGUUUGCUCGCGUCGACGCAUCAACAGGAAACAGGCUUGGUGAAUAGAGCAGACAGAGAAACAAGGCGUAUACUUACAAGUGGCCUCCCCCAUUAUGAAACAGCGGACGGAGAUAAAGCUGUGAUCAUGCAAGCGCGGAUCAAGGAGCUUUACUCGAGCGACAAUCCGUUGGAUAAGGCAGCAGGAGCGAACCUCUUGGCAGAAUUCCUACAAACGUUCGCACCGGGAGUCCCUUCAGAUUACGGGGGUAGUUGUGACCCGUCAGUAGGGCCAAGCCGUCGUAGAGAGUCCAGGAGAGUCUCACCGAUCCCAAGACGCAUCUCACCACCUCGUCAACAACCUGAACAGGUAGUUCGGAUGCAACCUCCUCCUGUCCCUCAGCGACCCCCUCCAGUACCCCAACGAACUCAACAACCCCCCCUCCUCAACAAGCCCAGAUGCCUCAGAGCAGAACCAACGGAGCGGUCCGAGAACCUGGUGAAACACCGAGUCGAACGGAGGUCAGAGUUCAGCGUGCGCAUAGAGGCGAAUCCCGACCAAGGUCCUCACCUUUCGAGAGAAGCAGAUCGCGAGACUCUCCGAGGCGACGAUCUCAGGCCAGGCGUAGAAAGCAGGUCUCGAGCUCGAAGAGGCAGGUACCCAGAGGACGAGCAAGAUCGCGACUCUCACGCAUCACCAGCACCAGCUGAGCAUCGGAGUGAACGAGGCGAUCGACGUAGGUCACCGGCCCCGUACCAGUUGAUUGAAGAAGGCUUCUCCGAUACAUCAUCAGUGGGAGAAGACCGUCGGACUCGAGCAACGACUCAUCAAGCGAGAAGGAUGGUUGAGCGGAUCAACGCUGAACCACAAGCUACCACCGGCACGACAUCAGUGGAGGAAGAGGAAUUGGCGAAAGCUCUUCUCGAGUCGGGCAGAGGUAGAAUGGUGCUGUCCAACGGCGAUGUGAUCGAGAACGGUCGGCGGAUCCUACAGGAUGAUUCAGUACAAAUGGCGAAAGGCCUUACUCAACUGUCCCCUACACUCCAGGUUUAUCUACGUACCUUUAAGGCCUACAUUCCCUUGGCAGUGUUCAACAAAAGUUUCUUGAUCCAAGACCAUCAAGCCUGGUGCACAAUGAAAGCUUUAUCAGAAUCGAAAAUCCUGGAAGGCGGAGCGGGAGUUAAAAUGUACAGCGGAAACCCACCGAUGGACGAGUUAACGAUGCAGUAUGAACAGUGGCUGGACGCCAUAUCCCUGUUCAUAAAGUAUGUAAGGCAGGAAGGAUGGCAGACUCAGGCAGAACGCUUCGAGAAACAUCGACAGCUAGUCAUAGAGCUGAGAGAGGAAGCGGGUUGGAUGGUAGUGUUACGAUACUGUUGA